Colletotrichum paranaense is the source of this 1701-nucleotide messenger RNA. RefSeq lists its product as uncharacterized. The record is from RefSeq and is a predicted model, not a curated record. The transcript has a single exon. Gene Ontology annotation, molecular function: NADP binding; N,N-dimethylaniline monooxygenase activity; flavin adenine dinucleotide binding. NCBI's taxonomy places the organism in Eukaryota, Fungi, Ascomycota, Sordariomycetes, Glomerellales, Glomerellaceae. The coding region runs from base 1 to 1701 and encodes 566 amino acids.
AUGGGCUCUAUUCCGACCCCUGUGAAAGAGACGUAUGAUGUUCUCAUCAUUGGCUCAGGCCUAUCCGGCCUUGCUAGUCUGCACCACAUCCGGGAGCAAAUGCCCGAUUGCAGGGUAAAGGUCCUCGACAACGGUGCAGACGUCGGUGGAACGUGGUUCUGGAAUCGCUACCCCGGAUGCCGGUUCGACUGCGAGUCUGUGUCCUAUAGCUACUCCUUUGACAAGGGUCUCUUGGAGGAAUGGCACUGGAAGGAGGCCUUCUCCCCCCAACCCGAGACACACAAGUAUAUCAAGCGCUUCGCAGAGAGGAAUGACCUGUACAAACAUAUUCAGUUCAACACCACGGUCAAAUCAGCUCGCUGGGACGACGAUGCCCAUAACUGGACAUUUGUCGACCAGGACGGCAACCAAUACAUCACCACUUUCUUCCUCAGCUGUAUCGGCUUCCUUUCGACACCAUCACUACCAGCUAUCCCCGGCAUUGAGAAUUUCAAGGGCACGUCUUUCCACACAUCGCGGUGGCCGACAGACUUGAACCUUGCUCGCGAUUUUGCUGGCAAGCGUAUCGGCGUUGUCGGGACCGGUGCCACCGGCAUCCAGACUAUCACCGCACUGUCAAAAGAGCCAAGCAUCAAGUCCAUCAGCGUAUUCCAAAGAACGGCAACAUGGACCGUCCCCUUGCGCAACUACGAGAUUUCGCCAGAGAAAAUGGAAGAGCUCAAGAAAGACUAUGACAACAUUUUCGGCAUCUGCCGCUCCACACCCUCAGGUUUCAUGCACAUGGCGGACCCACGUAAGUCCAUGGAGGUUACGGCAGAAGAGCGCCUGGCCCUUUGGGAGAAGCUGUACAACGAGCCGGGCUUCGGCAAGUGGCAGGGUCUCUUUAGCGACACAUAUACGGAUCGCCAAGCCAAUGAGCUGUAUUCCAACUUUAUCGCAGACAAGAUUAGGGGAAGAGUACACGACCCGGAGGUGGCCGAGUCUCUGAUCCCCAAGACGCACGGUUUUGGUACCCGUCGUGUGCCGUUGGAGAGCGGCUACUUCGAGGCCUUCAACCAAGACAACGUGCACCUUGUUGACCUCAAGAAGGCCCCGGUCUCUGAGGUGAAGUCUGACCGCAUAAUCACAUCCGACGGCAAGGAGCACGAGCUCGACAUCCUGAUCUACGCCACUGGUUUCGAUGCCAUUACAGGCUCCUUCAGCGCAAUCGAAUGGCAAGGCAAAGAUGGACGACCACUGAUUGCGCCGAGUGGAACACCCAAAGGCGAGCGAGCCGUCUGGGUCGACAACAGACCCUACACGUUCCUCGGCAUGACGGUGCCCUCUAUGCCCAACAUGUUUAUGGUUCUCGGCCCGCAUCAGCCCUUUGGCAACGCGACCAGAAACAUUGAGCACGCCGUACAGGUUGUUGUGGAUUUGUUGAAGUUUUGCCGUGAUAAGGGAUACACGUAUGCGGAGGCAACACAGGAGGCCGCGGACGGCUGGACAGAGCAUGUGUUCGAGUGCAGCAAGGGGUCACUUGUCAACGAGGUUGACAGUUGGAUGACGGGUGUAAACACGAACAUCAAAGGCAAGCAGGUUAGAAGCGUUGUUAGAUAUGGUGGAUCUGCGCAGGAGUUCCAGAGACGGUGCAGGGAGGUUAAAGAGUCUGGUUACCAAGGGCUCACAUUUGCUAGGCAGGCUAAGAGUGUAAAGUUGUAG